CAGAUUAUUUUUAGUCUUGCGGGGGUAGCCAAAAACGAAAACCAUGACUGAGGAGAAGAACGGGCUGACCCACGGAUCGGCAAACAGCGAGAUGGCACCGCAGGAGGAUGGUACUAAGGUUCCUCUCACCGACGAAGCCGGGCAGGUUAAGUUCUCAAGCAACAACCCACCCAAUGGGGACGCCAAGAUUAAUAUCGCCUCUGGCCCAACCUUCAGUGGUCUCACCAAGGAAGAACUCAUGAAAUAUGCUGACGAUCCAUUUUGGGUGCGUCUGAGAUGGAUUCUUUUCAUGCUUUUCUGGGCUGGCUGGCUGGCCAUGUUGGUGAUGGCCAUCGUGAUCAUCAUUCAGACACCCCGCUGUACCCCCAAGGAGAACCUGGAAUGGGUGCAGGAGUCUGCCAUUCUCCGGUAUGACAUCAAUCACCCUAUGGACAUUGACGGCAAGGAUGGGGAAACACCUGAGGACUUGUUGAUGAUGGCUAAAGACCUGGGAGUGGAGACGGUCUACAUAGAGGACCUGAUCAGCAAGUACAACUUUGAACAUAUCAACAAAAUAUACGACUCUGCUGAUGCUUUGGCUGUUCUAAAGGCUGCCAAGCAUGCCCAUCUGCACAUUGUGACUGACUUCGUGGAGUCUCCGGUGUAUGCUAACAACACGUGGCGCCAGAAUCCAAACAUGUCUGACUUCUUUAAUCCACCAGGCUCAGAAAAUUUUGACUUCUUCAACAAGGGUCUUCUUGAUCAGCUGAUUGAACUCUUCAGCACCACAUGGUCAGAUAGGGGUGUUCUUGGAUACAUGGCAAACAUUGGCGAAAAAACACCUAAAAAUGCUACUGACUUCAUCAGCAGCAGACUGAAGGAUGUGAAUGGUGCUGUUGUCUCUGGGAUGGUAGACGUGAACUACAAGAUCAACGACUUCACGCCUGAGGUGUAUCGGGAGUUCCUUGAAAACCACAUUGGCAACAAGAGUGAUAUCUGGUCCUAUUUUCAGUUCAACCCCAAGCUAGCUGAGUCGACCCUCAACCCUAGCAAAGCAAAGUUAGUGACUAUGACUCUCUUCCUUGUGCCCGGGACACCAGUUCUUGUUGGCAUUGAGAAAGACUACUUUAUGGCUGAGAAAAAAUUCAUCAAGUCCCUCUCACAGUUCAGGGAGAAGGAAUCUGUGCAGAUUGGCAACAUGAAUUUUGUUAAUACCACAUCAGAAGAAGUCAUGGCAUUUGCCAGGAUGCCAGUGAAGAAGGGAACCCCCGGAUGUGCAGUAGCAGUUAACUUCCACUCUCGCAACAGCACUGAAGUUGAUUUCAGCAACAUAAAAGGGGUACCAGAGAAAGGCGAUGUGCACAUCAAAGUAACAAAUGGCAUAUUUGCAAGUGGUGAAAUUGAAAGUAUGGAUUUAUCAAAGGUGGUAUUACAGCCACUUGAGGGUCUCGUGGUGCUCUUUGUGCCUGAUCUUUAAAUAUGCAUCCAUCCCAUGCACUAGUGGCUGCCAGUCCCAUAGCUGAGGACCAGAGAUCUUAUCCAUGAGAAACCAGGAUCUGGGGCCUCCUCACUGGCUGCCUGGUGUGGGCACCACAUGUAUUCCUGCAGUAUUGAAUGUUCAUUCCUCUAAUGUGGAUUUUAAAAUACAUUGUUCAUUUUAACUAAUAAAUGAGAAGUAUCGUUUUACUUUGAAAAGUCAGUUUUGCUUAUGAACAAAAAUAUUAAUGCACUAUAGUGCAUAGCAAUUCAUUGCGGGAUUGCUGCGACGAUUACCUCCGUAAUAUGAAUAAUAAAUUAAAUUACAAAUUUA
Molecule: messenger RNA, 1789 nt
Organism: Portunus trituberculatus (swimming crab)
Lineage: Eukaryota; Metazoa; Arthropoda; Malacostraca; Decapoda; Portunidae
Gene: CD98hc
Product: 4F2 cell-surface antigen heavy chain-like
Exons: 11
Coding region: 44-1456 (470 amino acids)
Biological process (GO): amino acid transport
Source: RefSeq, a predicted model, not a curated record